Messenger RNA from Asterias rubens (European starfish), 3072 nucleotides. RefSeq lists its product as uncharacterized. Lineage: Eukaryota; Metazoa; Echinodermata; Asteroidea; Forcipulatida; Asteriidae. Gene Ontology annotation, biological process: mRNA splicing, via spliceosome. Gene Ontology annotation, molecular function: pre-mRNA intronic binding; U12 snRNA binding. The coding region runs from base 4 to 1479 and encodes 491 amino acids. The transcript is spliced from 7 exons. Gene Ontology annotation, cellular component: U12-type spliceosomal complex. The record is from RefSeq and is a predicted model, not a curated record.
GAGAUGGAUAAUGAGCUGUAUGACGAUGACAGCAAUGGGCCUCCAGAGGAUGACGUUGUCCUUCAAUCUAACACUCAAUCUGAAGCACAGCUCUGCGUUCAGAGGAUGCUUGGCCAGCAGUUAGACACGGACAUAUCCCUAGAACAAUAUGCAGUCAAGCAUAAGUCAUUCACUCCGGCCGUAACCUUCAGAUCUUUUAUAGAGCAGGCCAGCGGAAAAUUAUCGCUUGAACAGUUUGAGGUACUUGGAAAAGAGCACCGGAGUUUGGACAAGCUGAGAGCAUGCGGCCUCUCGGACCAGGAAAUUGCCCUUAAAUUAGAAAAUGAGGGCGGUCACCUGUCCAGUCUACUACCUCCAUCCAAGCGUAGCAGUUACCUUGCUGAUCCCAUCGCCAGAAAAAAGCGUCUCAUAGAAGUGGAAGGGAAAAUCCAUCAAAGGCAAAAAAACCUUGGCCUGACCUUAGAGGAGCACCCCACGGAUAAUAAGGAAGAGUCGAAGGAGGAAUCUAAGGAUGGGACAGGGAGGGAACAGUCUGGAGAAAGUCACCCUACCUCCUCAAGACUUCUUGUCAGGCAUCCCACCACUUUAGGUCUUGCUUACAUUCACCCUGAUGAUCCCAUCAACCACCUAGAUGAUAUUGCUGCCAGCUUGUUUGGGAAGAACAAAGAUAAACAAAAUGAAGAUGUUUCUGCAAGUACAGAAGAUGCCACGUCCCCUGGGUGUGGGGCCACCAGAGAGUUGAGUACAGGUUGCUGUGGUGAUAAAUGUCGCUCAGGAGAGAUGGUUUGGACUCAGAGUAAGGGUUUCCUUAAAGAGACAUUAGAAGAUGCAGAUCGUGGGGGAUUAAGCCAAGGAUGUUCGUCAAUGUCUGAGGGGAAAUCACAGAGGCAGGACUCUGUCCUCACGAGUUUUACUGAAACCGAUUCACACGGCAGAAGCGAGAUCAGAAAUCUCGCUAAUACCCCUCAUGUGGGAUCAUCCCCCGAGGCGGAUUCCAAAACUAAGAUUUCAAAUCAUGCCGUUGGGGAUUGCGGUACGGGACUGGAAUCACAGUCAGCCGACCCCAGAGUGCCAGGAACAUGCGGCAGUGUGCAGGUUACGGAUAAUGAGCCUCGCAGACUGGCUGGCGUGGUCAGACCUUUGUCACGAGAGGAACUCCUGAAGCACAGACUAACGACGAAUGACAUUUGCAAGAUGGAUAGAUUCAGGGACUAUUCAAUGGGCCAACCCAGCAAGGUACUGUUUCUAAAAAACCUAUCGGCUAAAGUGACUGAAGAGGACUUAGCGUCUGUAUUCAUGAGCUUCCAGCAUCAGGACAAACCAAAGAUUGUCUUUAAACUACUAAAGGGAAGGAUGAAGGGGCAGGCUUUCGUGACCUUUGCAGAUUCAGAGACAGCGGGUGAAGUGCUAUCUCAUGUCAAUGGUUAUCCAUUGAGAGGGAAGCCAUUGAUCAUACAGUAUGGAAGCAAAGGUGAUUGAGAAGAGAACCGGGUGAUUCAACUCUAAGACAUCAAAAAAGAAAAGGGCAUCGCGCAUUUUGGAUUCUGGCUCUAUGACUUUUGGCUCCCCAUGGAUACGCCCUCUAGGGUGAACUUCCUACAACAUGAAGUAAUAUCCUUCAGAGAUGAGUGAACUUAUAUCUCCACAAUCAGCGGGGAGAAACUACACAUUCAUGUUUUUCAAAACAAUAAGCGAGAGUAUUUCCACAGGUGCUUCACGUCCAAACAGACAUUAAUUGCAACCUGGUGCAACACUAUCAUCCACUAUCAACAUCAAUGCUGCAUAUGACUCGAAUGUACUUUUACCCAAUAACAAAAAUGUCACCCUAAAAAGAAACCUCUAAACACUCUCUUCUCUUCAGAGUGGUGCUCCUGCUAUAGCAACCCCCUUGUCCCUUCGGAUGUGCCGUAUCCUGUCAUAAUAAAGGGCGAUGUCAUCUCUUGGGUCUUGUUCAAGCGCCCUCAACCUUCCUUGAGUUUCCUGCAGUUUACCCAUGGAUCAUACCGUUGACUGGUCGUGUCAAAUCAACGGUCGUAGUUUUCUCAAUCGAUCUCCUGCUCUAUUGGACUAGAUGAAGUUGUUAUUGAAGACUUGAUGCCAUUUUUGACCCAGUGUCUUCUCUCAAUCUCUUGCUCAGACGAUUGAUAACUUCACAUCUUUUUGGCGGGGAAUGUGAUCGGCUUGACAUUAUAGUUGUUAUUCUGUUGUAGGUGAUUAUUCCGAAUCAGUGCCGUGUGUCUUUUCAACCUACAUCGAUUCACCUUAGAGUUCCCCUUCUCUUAAAUGGAUACUCCGAAAGGGUCAUUCUUUGUUGGAUGAUACUAAUGGGUGCGUUCGUUUAGCUUCCCCGGGUCGACCCCGGUGUGUGGCAGGUUUUUUUCCCAGUACGAACGUGUGCAUAUAAUUACCCACGUUCGUCCUGGGAAAAACUGCCACACAUCAGGGUCGACCCAGGGAAGCUAAACGAACGCACCCGUUGUCUCAUUGCCUCAUUUCCUGGUCUUUUUCUGUUUUGUUCUCGGUCUCGAUAAGGUACCGUUAGUGAAUCAGAAAUCACCAAUUCUAAGUCCAAAAUCUGACAUGACUAUCCUGUAAGCUCCGAUUGCAUGUCCAAACUGGAGACGAGCGAAAAUUGGUAUGCUUGGGUCAUUUCGGAAUUACUUUGUAAGUCAUCUUAAAGGUGAUGACUUUUGCUAAAAUAAUUGUAUGUAUUAAAUGAGAGAGAAAAACCGAAACGGAUAGAUAUUGGCGUUGUGAAAUUGAAGCUUUUUUUAGUAAAAGAGUAAGCAUAUAUCCAAUCCUCAGUCGUUUAUUUAAAAAGAAAUAAAUACAGGAAAUCCUACAUAUCUUAUGCUUUGAGCUUCUCAAUGAUUCUUCAUAUGAUAUUUACUAUGAUCUGUUAUUAAUUACAUUGUCUCUUGUCUCGAGUUGGGAUUAAUGCUGAAAUAGAGGAUUAAUAGCAAGAUCCAUCUUUUUGUCCGGGAUGAGGAAAAGUUUGUUCAAAGAGCAAGAUGUUGAAUAAAAUUCCGUUCACGAUGUUUUAAUGAAAAUUAAAUUGACUGAGUUGAUUGA